Heterobasidion irregulare TC 32-1 is the source of this 600-nucleotide messenger RNA. RefSeq lists its product as uncharacterized. NCBI's taxonomy places the organism in Eukaryota, Fungi, Basidiomycota, Agaricomycetes, Russulales, Bondarzewiaceae. The record is from RefSeq and is a predicted model, not a curated record. The coding region runs from base 1 to 600 and encodes 199 amino acids. The transcript is spliced from 3 exons.
AUGUUGAUGGGAUUUCCCCUGGUGGAAAAGAACAGCACUAGUAAGGUUCUUAAGAAUCCCCCUAGACUGCUUCUUGGUAAUAUCUUGGCUGGCUAUGCCUGUCAUCAGUGUGCCGACAACUUUACCACCAGGGCAAUUUAUUGUUAUAUAAGGCCUGGCCAAGUAUCAUGUAUUAAAUGCACUGGGUGGGCAUUAAAGGACAAGGGAAAGGGGAUAUCAAAGAGGAAGGGGAAGCCCACCAGUAAGGCAAAGUUGACCAGUAAGGUAAAAUUGAUCAAGAAAUUGGUGGAAGAGGAGCUGUCCUACCCAAUAAAGAGAUGUAGGAUAGAGGUGCUUGUUCCCAAACAGUUGGUCAGGGACAGCAUUAUGCAAAACAAAGCCAUUAUACAAGGCAUUGCCUCUGGGAUUCAGUACUGGAUUGUCAUUGCCAAGGGUUUGCAUGCCUUACUGGCAUGUUCAAUUGCAAUGUGGCAGGCUGAGCUAGAGUCACUCAAAGCAUGUUUGGGUCCUAUGAUCUUGGACAUGAUGAUGGUCAAUGAUUCAUUGCAGUUGGAAGGUUCAGAUAUGUCUGAGUCAAGGGAUUUUAUACCUAACAAAUGA